GCUGUUUGUAAAGAAUUUUCCAUUAUAUAAGGUCAUGGCCAACCCAACUCUGCGCAUUGAUACCAGCUAUCUAGAAGUAUCCGUCGAUGCUCCAACAAGUCCGAUCUCACCUAGGAACCGCAACCGCGCAAGGAGUCUCUCGCAAUCUGUGUUCCCCACCUUCCUCCUACCCACUUCUCCGACAUCAGAAAAGUCGCCAAGUGAGUUAACUAGCCUCAUCGCGUCCCAUGGAAGUGUGAAAGCGCGUGACGAGUCGCGUAAGCUUCUCGCGCAUCUGCUUUCGCAAUUGCAGCACAGGCCUCUACCUCCUGCAAGCUUUGACCAAUCAACAGCCAAUACCUACCAGGCGGACAAGGGUUUCAACGCAGUAAUACAGUCAGUAAAAGGGGCAGCGAAACAUAGACGCGGAAGAUCGGACCACGUACCUAGCACCGCAGAAGACAACAGCAGCGACGACGACGAUGGUCCACAGUUCAGCACGGAUGUCACUUUAGACCUCAUGAUACAGCUGAGGGACGUUUUGAAGAUAUCUACGGAUCAGAAAUGGAAUAUCCUUGACGACAGUUAUUCCCCAGCCGAGAUGCAUAAGAAAGGCGAGAAGACGUCCGAGUCGUCAAAGUCCAAGUGGUCUGCCCAGUCCAAAGGGAAGCGAUCUCGUUUGCAUGGCCGUUCCCCAUCCGUCAACUCUGGGCAAGAUGGCGUGCAAGCAACUCCUCUUAUAUCACAAUGUAUAUCCGUGCUAUCUUCAGUCAUCGUCGACGAUUGUCGGUUCAGAACCUCGUCAGCUCGCCUAUAUCGGCCCCCAUACGCGUUGCAGGCUGUCACUCUAGAUGUAGCACGGUCAUUGGUUUUCGCGCACCGUCACAAUGCUAAUAUCCUCUGUCAAAUCGGCUUCGCGGUCAUUCCGGCAUUCUAUGCUUUUCCACCUGUACUACACACGCGCCUUCUCACAUUCUUCGACGAAGGAAUUUUUGGCGUCAUUCUGGACGCGAUUGCGGGUAUGCAGAGGUUCAGCGGAAAUCCGACAUCAGCAAGUAUCUCAGGGAAUGAGCCCUCUGCUUUAAUGCAAAAAGAGGAGCCUUCUGGAGUGUCGAUAACGGUUGAAGCAGCGGAAGAGACGAACUCGUCCUUUAGCUCCGAAUCGAUUUGGCGCAAAUGGUCGAAAUCAAACACACCUAACGGUGUCAAGCUGCAUUCUACUCAUGCACCUGGUCGAGAGAUAGCUAUAUAUCAACUCUCGUCUUUGGUUUCUCCACUAUUGGCCGUGAUUUUUGAAAACAUCAACGUUUCCUCCGAUCAGCUCCCACUGUUGCAUCGCUUCCAUCAGUUGAUGAUCAGAAUCAUCGAUACUAAGCCGGAUGCAUACUUGGACGUUCUGGCUGUCAUUGCUUACCAUCCUCCUGCGGGGCGUUCUCCCGCACUCGCACUCUUGAUGUCCUACUGGCCGAGAGGUAUCGGGCAUCUGAUCGUCAACAAAGCAUUUCCGGUCGUAUCCUACUCCACAUCUCUCAUCCAUGCGUCUCAAGGUCCGAACGUUACUCGGCGGCUGCACGAUAAUCCUCAUGUCCAUCAAUUUGUUCCAUGGCGAUUCACAGCCAGCUCGGCCCCAGUACUAUUGCGAGAAACGUCACCGGACCAAUGUUGCGUAUGCGACAACGGCAUAGACGGAUUCGGCCUUUUCUGCCCUUUCUGUAUGUGUGCUGUGCAUUUCGACUGUUACGAUUAUCCUGAAGGGUGCUUCUUUACGGAGUACAAUUUGGCAUCUGAAGCAGACAAGCAGAAGAUUGUCCUCUAUCGCUUUUGUCAUGUGCUGCCCCCCAGGCGGGGACCUCUGCCGACAACUAUCAUCCAAGACCAGCACACCUUCCGUUUGGUAAACCUCUUCAGCCUCACCCUCUGUCUCAUCUGUCGACGUCCGCUAUGGGGCCCGGUCAUGCAGGGAUUGAGGUGUAUUUCGUGCAAGCAAUUCGCCCAUCAUUCUUGUCUGACACAAUCCGGAGUCUUGCAUGAAGCCCCUCGAUGCCGCUCGAUUUCAGUUGAUGAAACCUAUCUGACCAUCGAGUGGCCUGUAAUGCGAGCAUCCUUCGUGGAACAUUUUCGGGAUAUUCUUCUUCCAGAAGUCGAAUUGUACCAGAAGACGUUUGAAGAAAUCUCAACAUUCUUCGCUGUUCUGUGGACACAGUUACAACUCUUCCAACACGGGGUCGCUCUAGGGUCCAUCAUUGUGUCCCAAGCUGAAGCGCCGUCUAAUUCAGGACAGUCCUUCGAAUUCGAGCUGCACCAUUCCGUCAAACUGUACGAGAGCAUCUUGCUAUCCAGCAAGCUCUUGGUGUCGGACGAACUGAACGAACAUCUUCUGGAUAACAAUAUUCGACCUUCAGAUUUGCUGUUUCCUUUCAACUGGAGAGUUCUGACACUCGUGGCUAGCAGUAUGAAAAUGUCUGUGGCUUCCUCUGGCAUGACUCCGUCCGACUCCGCUGCUUUACUCGGCGUCAGUCAACCAUAUCUAGCAGAAGAGUCCCUCGGCGAUGAAUCAUCGCUCGCUCAUGAAGUUCUGCCACUUGCUCAUCUCCGAGACCAGUUGGGCUAUCGGUUUGGUAUUCAUACCGAUUCGGCUGCCCGAUAUCUGCUUGUGCAUCUGUCACAUCUCGGAUUCUUCCAAAGGCUUGAUGGCGAAGAGGUUAAUUUCGACUUUAUUGCAGACCCAGAGGAGGUGCUGUGCUCAUUCCCUCUCCCUACUGGUUUGGAAGGCUCGAACGCUGUAGAAAUUUUGAUAUGCGCGGUUGAGUCCUGCUUGUCGGACCUGGAUGUAUCGGUGAACGAAGCUGGUCUUCUCCUGCUCGUGAGGAAACUUUGGCCAGAUGGUAUGCUUACGGAUUAUGCAGAACGCAGAUUGUGUGCAGCAGUUCUAGGUUGGAUUCUAGCGGAAGAUCAGCAUCUAGCAAUCAUCUUACGCGAUUAUGUUGCCAAGGGAAGAAGCCUCCCUGGUGUGCGUUCUGGCACCGAUGUUCAGUCCUGGCCGUCGCAUAUGCAGCCAAGAGCGAAGGCAGCAAAUGCGGCCAAUAAUGGCGGGGAUUACAUUGCCAGUAGACGAGCCCUUCUUACCUUAUAUGCGUCACGGUGGAUGUAUGCGCUACACAGCCUCAACGUUGAUGACUAUGCGAGAAUUGUUUUCGAUCUGCUUCUGGCGUUCGCCGAGGAAGAUGUCGUGAAGGAUGACUUUUUCUUAGGCAAGGAAACAGAAGAGCUGCAGAUGAAAGGACGAUUCCACGUCGUUGACAAGAUGCUGAAGUCCAUCACCAAACUAGUACAAGCAGAACUUGCAUUUACAGCCUUCGAUGACCUAUUCAAGAACUGGCUACAGCUAGCUCUGAGUGCCCCCCUGGGCCAUCAGCCAUUAUCCUCCCUCUCACGCUUGUUUACACGCGAGGUGGAAACAAGCCAUCGUUUUACUGCGGCGCUAAGCCCGAGGUCAUCAACGACGGAUUCAUCUCAGCUAGAUGCUGACAAUGCUUUGCGUGUGCUGAUCAACGUCGCUGCCGGAUCGCGGGAGGGGUUCCAACAUACCGCACAUUGGUUAUGCCUGUUCGUGCGAUCCGGUGUUGACAUCUCUCCAGCAACCUAUACGCAUCUCGCAUCUUUGGCACGCCGCUUUAACGCCACACUUGACGACUGUGCUCUCCUGGUGAAGUCGGCCUUAUGGAGCGCUUGGCUAAGAUCCGUCGGGCGUCAAGAACUGCAAGCAACAGUGUCUUCUAUGCACAUCCUUCUAUCGUCCACGAUUGUUGACCUACUCCGAUCACGUAAGGAGGUUCAGAAGAUAUCUGCCUUUAUCCGAGAGUCUCUGGCAUUGUGUCUCCUCCUGUAUGGCUGCGAAAGAAAGCUCAUCACAGAUCUCGGGCUGGUGCAGCAGGACGACAUUUCCGGAUUGCCUUCCAGGCGCAUAUUACACGUCAGAUCUUCGACCAUGGACGACCCUAUAAUUGUCGACGUAGCCUUGAUGCAACAAUUGAAAUGUUAUGUUGAUGCCGAGGUCGAAGAAGUGUCGUGUAUUAUCACUAAAUUCCUCAAUGCUGUCGUCCACGAUGCGUCCUUAAUUGAAUCAUACGAGGUGGACAAUUUCAUACUCCGUAACAGUUCGGUGCUGUGUGGCUGUAUCUGGCAGUUCUAUGGGAUCCAGAACUCCGAGGUCACAACGAUUCGGCCUGCACUUCUACUGCGGAUUCUUGUAGUCGAUAACCAUCCCUUUCAAGCCCUACUUGAUGAUCUCCUCAGUCCAUCCCGUCCCUGGGAGAUGCGCAUGGAGACAGUCCUGCGUCUCUUCCAUAUUGUACUGGAUAUCACAAAUCCUUCGUUCAACGUUGGAGGACGACAAUGGAGACCAAGAGUAACUCCCAUCUUCAACCGGUUUUUCUCUAUGAUGUGGAUGGAUGACAAGGAAGAAGUCAGGCUCGCUGUUGAUACAUGGUCAAAGACUCUACUCGAUGUCCAUUUUGACGCAAUAGCUCUUUGCUACAACGAGUCAUUAGCCAAUUCUCCUAUAUCUGACAAAAUCAAAUUGACAACCUUCUUAAAUCAACUACACCCUCAUUUUCCUAAGUGGCAGGUCUUGUCAUGGAGGUCCAUAACGGACAGUCUACUCGCAAAUGGAAUUGGACGCGAAGGAGCUGAUCCCCUCGCAGAUCACUUUGAAUUGUACGGGAUUGAGUCAACAAAGUCUUUGAAGGAAAUGGACGAUGCGGAUCCCGAAGUGACUCGGUCGAAAGCUUCUCUCAUUUCGCUUGCCUUGCAUAUGAUUGUAGAUGGCGUGCCGAUUGAUCCAAUCUAUCUGGUCAAACUCAAAGGCGACGUGGUGCGUCUUCUCGGCUUCGAGGAGGUGUCGAUGAUUCCUACCGCUACUGGCCGAAGCUUUCACGUUCGUUUCGGUGGUUUGGAUGACAUUCCCGAUCAUGCAGAAUCAUGCAUCAGUGACCUGAUGUUAAUCGUCGACUCGCCGCAGACCUAUGAUGUCUCGCCCUCAAUGAUUGGCGGACCACUCGCCGAAGAUGAGAUCUCUUGUCCAUUGUUAAUCGGCGCCGUCUUCGUAGACACCAUAUUGGACCUCAUUGUUGAAGCAGACGAGAUCAGCGCAAUAUCGUUCAUCACUUUGAAGAAUCUGCUGAAGUCGUUGCUGAUCAUACUUUACAAGCAUGAUUUUGACAGCAAACCAUUGAAACAUCUACACAACAAAUUGCGCCGAGCUGUCCGCCGCGUACUCGAGCUCCUUCUCACAGACCGAAGCCAUGAGUUGCGACAACUAGCUUUAACCUCAUGCCAGGCCUUCGUGCAAAGGUGGUCCGCUCUUGUACCUGGCAACUUCGUAAUCGAAUGUAUUGAUAUCUGUGUCCGAGCGAUGGUCGCGCUGAGAUAUGACCGUAAUGGAGAUGAUCCUCUACUUGACCAGAUCAAGGCAUUUCUGGCCAUGAUGCUUUCAAGUUUCGCGACAGCAGCCAUUCUAAAUACUUUAUGCAAGCGGCCGUUGACGUCGGACUUCUUCGCGGUCAUACAACUCGUUACCGUACCGGACCCCAAAAUUUCUCGCAGCCCAACAAUGCAGGAGCCUCUGCGGGAUAACCUAUUGCGCCAUGCGCUAAUCAAAUCCCUGGAGAAUGAACCCGAUGUGUUCCAAUCAGUUAUUGAGAACAUAGCUACAUAUGUGGAAGUGGUACAUCAUGCGGGUUAUACCACAGAGAUGUUACAAGCGGUUGGGCUGUGGAUGACCGCCAUUAUGCGGCGCACAGCUGAAUGGGCACCAGGCGCCUUUGACCCCAGCUCCCUAUUGAUGCUUGCCUGUAUGCUGAUUGAACAGAACAGGGCACAAAGUCGGGAUAUACUUGGGUAUAUGGAGACCUUGCUUCGUGCAGGAUUGAUACGCUGCAAUGUCUCCGCCGAGAGCCUGGGACGAGUAAUUCAAGUCACUGCGUCAAUCUAUCGGAAGGGCAAUGUCAUAACGAGUGUCGACAGCUCAGUGACCAAUCCCAUGGUGCUCGCGAUGUUGGAAAUUCUGACGGACUGCGCGCGGGGAAGAGCACGCAUCCCGCCGGCGACGAUCACUGCGCUGUUCAAGGCUAUUACAGCGACGAUAAUAGCAAAGACUGGCAGCGACAGAGAUGCAAUCCUUCCGUCAGAUUAUCUCCUCACAAUCGCAGACGAUGCGCUAUUGUUCCUCUAUGGCGAGAGCCUUCCAGAGAAUUUCUCGCAGGCGAAUCUCGAUGCAUCACAAGCUGCGGCUGUGCUUGUACUCGACGUCGCCCGACAACAUCCCAGGAUCCUCGAGAGACUAUCGAGGAUCCCGGCAUCUCUGCGCGUGUGGAACAUCCUAGUGCUAGCUGCGUUGCAAACGCCGAUCGGGGCUCAUACCUUCGCGUUUUGGGGUUACUUUCCGGACUUCUCGCUCGCAUUUUGCCAGUCUCUCGGUGCCUAUCAGCAACCACAGCACACCACAGGAUUCGAUCCGCACGCUCCGGCACAUGGUGAAGUCAGCAGUGCCUAUGCCGCCAUAAAGCUGUGGCUGCUCUUAGCUCGGAAGAUAGCUCAGCAGAACUCACAUGAUGGCAUCUCUGGAGGUCUCAAACGUGUCAGCAAAGAUGGAGAGCUGCAGAGCAUCAAGAUGGUCUGGAAUGAUCUAUGGCCUCCUUUUGAGCGCAUGAUGGGUGUGUUUGAAGUCGAUGCCCACGCAGGAGACACCUCGCCGCUUGCUUCUACCGUGUGGGCUUCUGUCGCGGACAUGCUGCUGUUCCUCCAUCAGGCGCACUUUACGGUAUUGGACCCUGUCUCAGAGACAGAUAUUAUGGAACGUUUGCGUAUCGUCAGCCGAGGAGAGACCAAGCUCGCGCGGCUCGCGCGCACCAUGGCAGAGCCAGCAGCUGAUAUUCCGUUGCAAUGGUUUGUAGACCAGGUGACUACGGAGAUCCAAGCCGAGGAGAGGCUAUAUGCGGCAAAACGUCAGGAGACUGCGUCGGACAGGAGUCGGAGGGUAGUGAGCUAGAGUCGUGUAGCGGCCGACGUUGUCCAAGUCAUUCCCUCGCAGAUCAUGGGAUUUACUAUCAGUUGUUAUUGAGAUUUCUCUCGUGGCGAGUCAGAUCGCUGGCGCGUCUUGAAGCCCCUCUCUACGUGCGUAUGAAUUAUGCUGAUUCCCAAGAAGAGACCGAUGGCAGAUAGGCCGAGUAC
Laetiporus sulphureus 93-53 is the source of this 7209-nucleotide messenger RNA. RefSeq lists its product as uncharacterized. Bases 35 to 7027 code for a protein of 2330 amino acids. The record is from RefSeq and is a predicted model, not a curated record. The transcript is spliced from 23 exons. NCBI's taxonomy places the organism in Eukaryota, Fungi, Basidiomycota, Agaricomycetes, Polyporales, Laetiporaceae.